AUCACGGCAAUUAAAUCGGCAGCUCCUGUACUACCCACAGGUUGAUGGGUGCAGCCAACCAACCGGUAGGAAUUACAAUAUCGCGUAUGACUAAAAACGGACAACUCGCAAUGCGACAAGGAUGACAUCAUCGGACAACUGGCAAAGCAAAGAAGACUUUCGCCAGUAACACACCUGGAGGGUUCUGCAAUGCAAGCAGGAGUUUACAGCGGGAGGGAUUAGCUACGGGGAAAAAAAGGCUCAAAUGUCCAAUGACUGAAAACCAGCCACCCAGGCAGCAGUGUGAGCAAAGGCUGUACGACGAGAGCUUCUCUGUAACAGCUGAACAAGUCCCAUCAUGUUCAGGACACGUUUGUCAGGGUGUGCAGGACGACGCAGCCUAGUUUCCUGAAAGAAACGUGUGUGCAUGAGUGGGAUUCAAAUGCCCUGUAUUUCCUCAACAGGACAGAUGGCAUUAAGCUUUUAAGCUUCACAGCUUCCCAAGGAUUCAUUUGAUGAACAAAGGACGAGAUACAAAAGGAUACAAAGAUUUUUUUAAGGAUAUAUUCAUAUAAAGGACAAGUGAAAACAUUUAAGUCUCUCUCAACCAGAUCUCCCAAAAUGCCACUUAGAACAUCGUUGUACAGAAAGCAACCCUCUGGUCGUUGGCCCGGCAGGAACACAAAGCGCCGGGAGGUGCUGUCAGUCAACAUGAUCAGCCUACCGCUGGCUGAUUUCCGCCACAUCACACAUAUCGGCAACGAUGCCCACACAGACAGCUUUGGGGACCUGUCUUUCCUAAAGAUGGGCCACGGCCUGCUUUUACAAAGCUCCCAGAGCGAACAGAACCUCUUCAUGGCCUGCUCGCCACCACCCAAGCCCCCACGUCUGAACCUGGAAGAGGCCGACGGUUCAGAGAGCCCAGACUGGUCUGUUGGCCACAAGCACAACGCCUCCCAGAAGAGAAAGAAAUGCAGCUCGAUGCCGCUGCUGGACAGUGACAAAGUCCAAGGAGAGAUAGAAAAGGAGGAGAAAAGAGGGAAUAAUGUUGCUUACAGUCAAACUCACGGCCCUGGACGGGGUAGUGUGAGUUCAGACAAGGACGGAGACUCCACAGAAAUGUGUGACAAAACUGCUGGAAAACAAAAGGACGAGGACAGUGGCUUUUCAUUCAGCCUUGACUUGGGCCCGUCAAUCCUAGACGACGUUUUGCAGGUUAUGGACAAAAUGCACCAUUAGACAACAUAGUCACAAUGCGUACUUAAAUAGAUCCGUGGCAUAUAGGGAAGAGAUCCAACUCAUUCUCAGGGACACACUUGUGAGGACAAUUCAAUAUCCUAAAGAGAUGUUAUUGUUCAAAUAAACCUGGAGACAUCUGAGAACUGACAGCACCUAUGUUAUAAUGGACAUAUACUAAUACACUGGAAACACUGAUGGUAAGGAUAAAGAAUUCUGUCUUAAUUCAGCAUUAUAAUAAAACUUGUUUAUUUGUGAAUCAGA
Molecule: messenger RNA, 1479 nt
Organism: Scophthalmus maximus (turbot)
Lineage: Eukaryota; Metazoa; Chordata; Actinopteri; Pleuronectiformes; Scophthalmidae
Product: cdc42 effector protein 3
Exons: 4
Coding region: 601-1218 (205 amino acids)
Source: RefSeq, a predicted model, not a curated record